UCAUGUCUACCUCACGAGGUUUCUUGGGAUUUCGGGGGCGAUCUGGCGUUAAUGCGCCAGAAGCUACUGCAGAUACAUCUGAUGGGUCCGGGACGCACAUUUCUGGGACUCCCGAGACUCUCCAGGCUUCUAGUAGUUCACGGGCUAGAAGGCCUAGGGGCCCUACAGCUGCUGAUAUCAGAGAGAGAGUUCGUAAGGCUGCAGAUGGGAGGACGGUAUUUGAGAGGCAUCCUACGACUGGGUAAGCAUUUGAGUUUAAUUUACUGUUUCUCGUACACCAUGAUUAAGUGAUAAAAUUACUUGUACACAGUGAGUUGUUGGAGCCCUACGGCCUGUCCAAAGCUUGCACACAGUCAUUUAAGGCAUUUGAAAACCCAGGCGGGUACACAUGGAAGUUGACGCCCCCGGCGAUGAAGGAUAAAUUUUUUGGUGAAUUAGAGGUACAAUUAAAUAACAUGUACAUAUAAAUAUAUCAUAUUCAAUUGUUAAAAUGUUUGAUAUUAAAUUAAUUCUCUUUCUUUCAACAGAAAGAGUUUCAGUGGCAGCCCGCGGAUGAGCGUGACGUGAGGAAAAUGUGGGAGAAAAACGCCCGCAAAAGGUACUCCGACAUGAUGAGCGACUACAAGAAAGAGCUCAAGGACUGUACCUGCCAAGGGAGACAGAUGUCUAGACCCAUCUGGAUGACUCCCGAUUUCUGGACUGGACUCCAGGAAUACUGGCAGCGUCCCGAGGUUGAGGCUGUUUCUACGCGAGCACGUGCCAACCGGAUGUCCGAGCCCGAUGGGGAGGGUACAGGGAUCAAUAGGCACGUGGGCGGGUCCCAGUCGACUCGUAUCCUGCAGCAGUAUAUGGUAUGUAAUUAACAAAUAAUUAAGUAUAUAAAUUAAAUUAAUAUAUUGACUAAUAUAACUUAUUUAUCUUAUAUAAAUGCAUCUACAGAGCUUGGAUCCUGGUACUCCCCAGGAUGCACCGAACUAUGCCACCUUCCUCCGCCUCCACACGUGCGCCGACGGAAGUUAUACGUCGGAGAGAGAUGCUAGAAUUGACGCCGAGGUUCAUCGACUGGCCGCUGCCACAGGACGACAGGAGCGGCUAGACGAGGUGUAUUUGGAGGUGGUGCAAAUUGAUAGGUCACGGAUCUACGGCGUCGGGAGUGCCGGGCAGAGUCAGGCUAGUAGGGGGUCUAUCCGCAGCACGGGCAGUUCUGCGGUGUCUCAGCAGCUUUAUGAGACACGGAUCUCCACGCUGGAGGAGCAAUUGGCGGCAGAGCAAGCACAACGCCAACAGAUGGAGGACCGCAUGGCUCAAUUGGAGGCGUUUAUGAGGAUGUAUAAUGCUCAGCCACCUCCAGGGCCUGAUGCCGAUGAUGAUGAUGAUGAUGCUUAGAAUUAUUUAAACUAUAUAUUUAUGUUUUCAAACAAAAUUACAUUUGCACUUUCUUUUCAAAUUUAUGUUUUAUUGAACUAUAUAUUUCAAGUGCUUUAAUUAUUAAAACUAUAUAUGUUUUAUAUAUUUAAGGCAAUGAUGAUGAUGAUUGCAUUUAACAUAAACAAAUAAAUUCAAAUCACAUUAUAAUAACCAAAUUAAAACACUUUUGGUGUAUUAAUGUUAAAAAAAAAAAUUAUUAAUUAAUUAAUUAUUAAAUAUUAAUUAAAUAUUUUACCGACGAUAAAAAUAAGGACCGAAACGAACUCGCUCACUAAUUAACAACAUAUUUCAGGUAUUAUCUCCACAUAUUCAAAGAUUAUAAUUAUAUGAGUGAGUAUAUAGCAUUUAAAUGAAUUAAUAGAUGUAGAUAUAUCAAUAAUACGAGUGUUCUGUACUGGUGAUCACUCGAAAAGAAUUUCAAAGUUAAGCGUGCUUGACACAGAGCACAAGCAAGAUGGGUAACCCACUGGGAAGUCGGGUCGCCGACUGGGAAGUUCGUCUAAAGUAUGCAAUACCGUAUAAAUACGAAAAUAAAUUGUGGAUAUACAAUAUACAAUAAAAUAAAUAAAUAAAUAAAUAAAUAAAAUAAAAUAAAAUAAAAUAAAAUAAAAAAAUAAAAAACAUUACCGUGGGCAAAACGCCGUCGGUAGUUACCGACGGCAAUUUGCCCUCGGUAAAUACACGGCCAUCCUCCGGCAUGACCCACCGGCCUGCGGUAGCUUGUUACCGACGGUGUUUCGCAGCCGCUAUUUACCGGCGGUAA
Salvia miltiorrhiza (redroot sage) is the source of this 2191-nucleotide messenger RNA. RefSeq lists its product as uncharacterized. The transcript is spliced from 2 exons. The record is from RefSeq and is a predicted model, not a curated record. Lineage: Eukaryota; Viridiplantae; Streptophyta; Magnoliopsida; Lamiales; Lamiaceae. Bases 928 to 1386 code for a protein of 152 amino acids.